Messenger RNA from Lottia gigantea (owl limpet), 810 nucleotides. RefSeq lists its product as hypothetical. The record is from RefSeq and is a predicted model, not a curated record. Bases 1 to 810 code for a protein of 269 amino acids. The transcript has a single exon. Lineage: Eukaryota; Metazoa; Mollusca; Gastropoda; Lottiidae.
AUGAUGUAUUCACUGAUAUCCGUAGUUUCUGUUCUGUUACUAGGAGUUGUGUCCUGUGAUCAGGAGCCUCCAAAGAUUCCAGAUAAUAUUACAAGAAUAAUUUUACAUAUACUUGAAAGUGAUGAUUUCAGUCAAGCAGUAACACCAAUAGUGGAGGAUAACGACGAUACAGAUAAAACCGACCGAGAAAGGAGAUCUAUUAGACAUGGCUACCAUUCACCUUAUGUUGUUGGAAACUAUCCUUAUUCCGACCCAUUCUAUACGCCGAGUACUAGAACUGGUAACAUCAACAAUGGUGUUCUAGGAACAGGUGGAGCUAUUAAUACUGGUUAUCUGGGACAAGGUCCUUAUGGCGCAUACACCAAUAACGGAGCUGUGACCAACACACUUGGUGGACCAAUCAAUAACUAUGGUACAGUUAGCGGUCUCAACAACGGACCAGUGACAAAUUUUAUAAGUAAUUUUUAUCCAGGAGGAUGGUAUUCCAGAUCAGGGGAGAUUACUCGAGAUUAUUACAGACAAGGCAGUUAUGCGAACGCCUUAUCUUAUUUCAGGGUAUUACCUUUACAGCAAGUCAGUCCAUUAGUGAAUACUGGUUACCCUGGGUAUACAGGCCUAUAUACAACAGGGCGUAACUCUUACUCUGUUAACGUCUGUAGAAAUUGUUAUGGUGGUACCUCCGGUAUUGGAGUACGAUCUAAUCUGGAACCCUACAACUUCCUGGAGAGACGAUUCUUAUUUGUUCCAGAAUUCAACCCCGGUGUUUACAGAACAACCGGAUGUGUCAGAAACUGCAAUGUUGGAUUAUAA